This is a messenger RNA of Arvicola amphibius (Eurasian water vole), 5136 nucleotides long. RefSeq names its product zinc finger and SCAN domain containing 26 (gene Zscan26). The coding region runs from base 200 to 1612 and encodes 470 amino acids. The record is from RefSeq and is a predicted model, not a curated record. Lineage: Eukaryota; Metazoa; Chordata; Mammalia; Rodentia; Cricetidae. The transcript is spliced from 6 exons.
GACCCUGCGGCCAGGGCGAGAGGACGUAGGGUCGUCGGGUUCGAGCGGGGUUAGAACGGCAACCUUGGGACUCUGCAGCAACGCGUCUGGCAGGAACACAGAACCGGUCCACGCCUUGGAGCUGGGAGAACCAGAAGCGGAGUGUCCCUGAGGAUACAGUCAAAGAAAGUUCUCCAGAACAAAGUGCCUGCAGCACAGGAUGGCACUGGCCUUGAUCCACCCUAGCAAGCGUGCAUACUCUUUGGCUCCCCUGAGUCUGAAGGAGGAGCUUCAGGGAUUCAAAGUUCAAGGAAACAGAAAAGGCCUUGGGCAGGAGCCGUUGAGCAAACAGUUCAGGCAGCUGCGCUAUGAGGAAAGCACUGGACCUCGAGAGGUUUUACGCCGACUCAGGGAGCUCUGCAGACAGUGGCUGCAGCCUGAGACCCGCAGCAAGGAGCAGAUCCUGGAGCUGCUGGUGCUGGAGCAGUUCCUGACCAUCCUGCCAAGCGAUCUGCUGGUCCAGGUGCUCGAGCACCACCCAGAGACUGGGGAGGACCUGGUGGGAAUACUGGAAGAUUUGCAGCGGAACCGUGAAGAAGCAGGACAACAGAAGGACCCAACCCAAGGAAACAGACAGACUGUGCUGGUUGGAGGGCCAGGCCUUCACAAAGAAGCACAGGAGCAGCUGGUCCUCCCUGAGCAUGAGCUGCAGAAGCCCGAGGAGGAGAAGGGUCCGGAAAUAUGGAAUGAAAAUGGGAAGCUCAUUGUAGUGGCAGACUCUUUUGGAAGAAUACAAUCAUGUUAUACAACAUCUGAACACAUCCAGGCCCUUUGUAUGGACUUAAGCUUGGAAAAGCAACCAGCCAUGCCCCAGGAGAAAACUAGCAGCCAAUGGUUGGAAACUGAGGAGGGACUUGCCCAGCCCUCAGACCUGACUGAACAUGAAAGGGCACAUGCAGGAGAAGAGUGUUAUGAAUCUACAGUGUAUCAGAGUUCUGUUCCUACUGAACAACCGGAAGACCUCUCUAAAGAGAAAGGUCACCCCUGCCAUGAGUGUGGGAAAAUCUUUCAGAGGAGUUCACACCUCGUCCGACAUCAGAAAAUCCAUCUUGGUGAGAAGCCUUUCAAGUGCAAAGAGUGUGGCAAAGUCUUUAGCCAGAACGCAGGUCUUUUGGAGCAUCUCAGAAUCCAUACUGGAGAAAAACCCUAUCUGUGUAUCUAUUGUGGAAAGAACUUUAGGCGAAGCUCUCAUCUUAAUCGACACCAAAAAAUUCACGGUCAGGAGGAGCCCUGUCAAUGCAAGGACUGUGGGAAAACCUUUAGUAAGGCCCUACUCCUCAGCCACCAUCAGAAAAUCCAUGGUCGCUUCAAAAGACAUCAUUGUAACGAGUGUGGGAAAGCCUUCAAUUUGACUUCGGACCUUAUUCGACAUCACAGGAUUCACACUGGAGAAAAACCUUUCAAAUGUAAAGUGUGUCAGAAAGCUUUCCGUCUAAACUCACACCUCGAUCAGCAUGUCAGAAUCCACAAUGAAGAAAAACCCUACCAGUGUAGUGAAUGCAAAGAAGCCUUCAGGCAGAAGUCGGGUCUCUUUCAGCAUCAGCGACAUCACCACAAAAAGAAAGCGACUUAAUGCGGUUCUCCGUCUGAGAUAACAGAAUGUUACAUCAACAAGCAAACAGUGCUUUGUAAAGUCACCAUGGCAUCGAUUCUUGGAGGCUAAAUUGGAAGCCAUUUGCCUCCAUUGCUUCUUUCUUCUUUGUUUUACUUAAAGCCAUAAUUAGACUAUAAUAAUUUUACUUUAGAUUAUAGGAUCAGAGUUAAGAGUUCUUCACUACAGGACGUCACAGAGCUUUUAAUGUGAUGAGUACAUGAUUAUCUCUAAGUAAUAGUCUUGUGUAUGAAUGAAAUCUUUUCAGCAAGUCAAGUGCCUACAGAUUUAUACAGAAUGGGAGCAAGCUGAUAUUUUUGCAAGUACUAUAGCAACAGGCUCCUGUAAAAUAAAACUCAUGAGGAUUGGGGAGAUGGCUCCGUGACUGAGCCAGUUGCUAUGCAAGUGUAAGGACAGUGCUUGAGGUCUCCGGCAUUCAUGUAGAAGUCAAACGGGUGUGCGGCCCACCUGUGCUCCCACACCCCUCAAGGCGGCGGGAAAUCGGAUCUUUAGAGCAAGCUGACUGCCUGUCCUAGCUAUAUCAACAAACUCUGGAUUGGGUGGGAGAAUUUGGUGACCAGUUGGUAGAAUGAUCAAGGCAGACUCCAAUGUUAAUCUAAGUGCACGUGUAUACCCACACGUGUAAACAUCACACAUACGUGCAUGCGCGCGUGCACACACACAAAAAUAAUCCCAAGGGGCUGUAGUGAUGACUCAACUGUUCACACACACUGCUCUUGCAGAGAAUCCAUCCAUUUCAGUUCCUAGCACCUAGAUAGCAUGUCACAACCACAUGUAACUCCAGUUCCGGGAUUUGAUGCCUCUUUCUCUUUAUGGACCUCUUGUACACAAAUGGUUCACAUAAGCUCCCACACAGGUACACACAUACACAAAUUAAGAAAUCAUCAAAAAAUAAGCCCAAAAUGAAUGUAAUAAUGCUUAUAUGUACACAUUCUCAAAAGUCUAACAUGGUUAGCUAAACUUUUUUCCUAUUGGCUUUACCCACACGUGGACCUUAUAUCCACUUUACCAAUGAACCAUCAAUGAAUGCAACUUCAGAAAGCAAAGAGAAUUUUUUUCUGUUUAACUGUGGACCCUACCCCUCAUAUUUUAGCUCAUGUUAUUUUACAUUUCCUACCUGUUUUAACCACAGUAUCAAAUUAAGUUAUAAAUCAAAGUUUUCUUUAAACUAUGCAAGAGACUAUGAGUCAUUUAAAUGACCUGUGUUGAUUUAAUCUAAGCAGCAGCUUUCUUACGUGGCAGCUUCAGUGCCAUUAGCGUGACUGCUUAAAGAACACUUUAAUGAAUGUCCCUUGGGGGAAAAUGACUUUUUCCCUUUAAUACCAAUGAUGCAAAUUUUAAAUGAUAUUUAUUUUUGAAAUAAUUUUGAUAUUAAAAUCCGGUUCGAGAGAUGAUCAUGGUCAUUAUGUCAUAUUGAUUGCUGGUGAUGUAGAGUAAGCUUGGGGGAGUCUUCCCGGCACGUUGCCAGGGAUGGUGAACAUUGCUUUGGGAAUAGACAGGGUAUAGUUCUCCCAGAAAAGGCUUCUUAAGUUAUGCCCACUCUGGGAAGAUAAGUGGACCUUUGUAGCGAUUUACAACUUGGUUUCACUACACUUGGUUUACAAAUAUGUUCCUUGUCCAAUAGAAAAGGCUGGGGUCAGUCAAAGAUGAUUCAUACUUUCACUACAGUCUGAAUUUCUGGCCUUUUGGCUCCAUCAUCAUAGUCCAUGCCAUCAGCUUUUAAGGCCAUAUGACUGCUGAAGUUGCACCUAUCGCAUGCCAAGUGUGGACAAAAGGAGGGCAAGAAGAGGUUUCUGCCUGGCUCAGUAAACCCUUGUUGAGCAGCUUUCCCCAAAUUUGCUUAGCAUAUGUGUCUUAGGCCAAAACUUUGACAAAGGAAGCAGGAGAGGGUCAUGUUUUGUGCAGAGCUAAAAACGUGGCUAAAGGGAUGAAAGGAAGAUAGAUGUCACAGUCGCACCUAGCCGUAGUCCUUGGCCUGUUCCUUCCUACUUAGAGCAAGCAGACUAGAAGCCACUUACCAUCGUCUAUAGGGAUACCAAAUGUGUAAGAUAAGUGUAGCAUUUUGAAACUGGAAACCUUCAUGCAGUCAGUUCUGUUGCUUAUAAGCUAAAACUAUUUUUUUCUUCUGCUUUUACAGACAAAAUUAAUUUGAUGUUAUGGGUACUUUUCCCAAAUAAUUUGAGGACUAUACUAAGAUCAAAUACCUAAACAGUUAUUUCAGUUUAAUAAGGAAGCAUAUAAAUAGGAUUAUCUUGUUCUGAUGAAGAACUUUUAAACUGGAAACCCUGUAUACUCAGAAUUACUUGGUUAUUUGGUCUAAGCUACUCUUUCUGCCUUUAAUAUCCAAAUAGAGUGUAAUAGAAGAUGGGGUGUCUUCACCCUCUCAGUUCUCCCAGUUACCGUAGAAGGUAAACGUAGAUACAUGAUUUGCCACUACAGAAUGAAUAUGAGUAAAUAGGAGAGGGGUAAGUAACUGAUUGUCAUAUCUUUAUAAAUUCAUAAUUUGAUUAUCUUCUGCCUCAGCUCCUCCCCCACCCCUAGUGCUGAGAUUAAAGGUUAGUGCCAUCAUGCCCACUACUUAGGUUUGUGAUAGAAGUUUGUGUUGUAUUUUCCUAGUAAUUUUUAAAGAUAAUACCUUUUUAAAGUUAUGUGUCAUGGGGUGAGGGUGGGCAGGGUUGUUAGAUCUCCCUGGGAGCUAGAGUUAAAAGCAGUGAACUGCCCAGCGUGGGUGCUGGGAAUUGAACUCUGGUCUUCUAGAAGAGCAGUAUGUUUUGCUAAGUUAUCUCUCCAGCCCUAUUAUAAUAGUAAUAUAAUACAACCAAAAAACAACCUUGAAGUUGAUACCGUGUUGCAUAGGAGACUGAAGCAGGGGACCACAAGUUCAAAUCCAGCCUUAGCUACAUGUUUAUAACACCCUAUCAGAACACAAGCGCUAAGGAUACAUCUCAGUGGUAGAGAUUUGUAUAGCAUGUGCAUGGGCCUGGGUUAUGUCCCAGCACCGCCAUGUUUACUCAUGUCCAUACAAAAACCUGCAUGUAGGUAUUUAUCACACUUGUGCUAUUCCUAAACCUCAGAAGAAAGCUAGCUGUCCUUCUGCGAAUAGAACCUGUUUUCGAAUAUGCUUUCUAUUUCUACUGUUGAACAUUCUUUUUCAUGUUGAUUAAUCACUUGCCUCUGGUUGUGUGAGAGUGAUAAUCUUUUUCUGGCUUUUCUGUUAACAUUUUCUUUUACUCCUAGACAGCAUGGCCCUUAAAAGUUAGAGAACUAUCAAAUUUUUUAAUGUACAUUACUUUUUGUCAGUUUGUGUGUGUCAUAUUUACCCAACAAAUAUAUUUAAAACAAUGUAAAAAACAUAAUUUAAAUAUUGAUAAUAUAAGGAGAAUACUUUCUUAUGGAAAUAGCGAUAUUGACAGUACUUUAACAGUCUGUAAAGAGUUAUAAAGUUUCAGAGUAAUUUUUGAAUAAAGUUCAAGCUUUAAAAAGAA